Messenger RNA from Candoia aspera, 2493 nucleotides. RefSeq names its product exocyst complex component 7 (gene EXOC7). The record is from RefSeq and is a predicted model, not a curated record. Gene Ontology annotation, cellular component: exocyst. Gene Ontology annotation, biological process: exocytosis. Gene Ontology annotation, molecular function: phosphatidylinositol-4,5-bisphosphate binding. NCBI's taxonomy places the organism in Eukaryota, Metazoa, Chordata, Lepidosauria, Squamata, Candoiidae. The coding region runs from base 134 to 2386 and encodes 750 amino acids. The transcript is spliced from 21 exons.
UUCCUAGCAUGGCGGCUUUUCAAUACCGGAGGGGCGGGGAAUGAGGCGGACGUGAAGCUGGGACUCCUUGACAGGAGCGCGAAGGAGGUGCCGGCCUCGUCUGUCAGGUUCCAGGGGUCGGUCUGCUCGCAAGAUGAUUCCCACGGAGGAGGCGUCCGCUCGGAGGAAGGAAAUAGAAGAGAAGCUCAAGCAGGAAGAAGAAACAUUGUCUUUCAUCAGAGAGAGUUUAGAAAAAAGUGAUCAGCUCACAAAAAAUAUGGUUUCAAUUCUUUCAUCCUUUGAAAGGCGUUUGAUGAAGCUGGAGAAUUCAAUUAUCCCUGUACAUAAACAAACUGAAAAUCUUCAGCGUCUGCAAGAGAAUGUAGAGAAGACACUCUUUUGUUUGGAUCACAUUAUAAGUUACUACCAUGUGGCAAAGGACACAGAGAAGAUAAUAAGGGAAGGCCCUACAGGGAGACUGGAAGAAUAUUUAGGCUGCAUGGCUAAAAUCCAGAAGGCUGUGGAAUAUUUUCAAGAUAACAAUCCUGAUAGUCCAGAGCUCAAUAAAGUGAAAUUGCUGUUUGAGAGGGGGAAGGAAUCAUUGGAAUCUGAAUUUCGUAGCCUUAUGACCCGAAAUUCUAAACCAGUUCCACCAAUCCUUAUCCUGGAUCUCAUCACUUUGGAUGAUGACCUAAAGACCCAAGAAGAUGUGACCUUAGAACACGUUCCUGAGAGCGUCCUGCAGGACAUUGUCCGUAUUUCUGGUUGGCUGGUGGAGUAUGGAAGGAACCAUGCAGUCCAGCAACAAGAACCACAGGAACAGUUGAUAUCUUCAAGUCCAGUCUGGAGUUUUAACUGUCUGUGUGAGGAGAAGCAACCGCCUGCAGGAGUCCAGAAGGGAAGCCUAAGGAACAGAGCCAUUUCCCACACCAGCAUAGCUUCUAGGGAGAGCUUUUUAGAGCGAGCAGUCAGAGAAUUAGAACACAGCUCUAACUUCAUGAACGUUUACUACCAGAUCCGUUCCAGCCAGCUGGAUCGCUCUAUCAAGGGACUGAAGGAGCACUUUCGCAAGAGUAGUUCUUCCUCGGGCGUUCCGUACUCCCCUGCUGUUCAGAACAAAAGGAAAGACACGCCAACCAAAAAACCCAUAAAAAGGCCAGGCACGAUCCGUAAGGCUCAGAACCUUCUGAAACAAUAUUCUCAGCAAUGUCUAGAUGGGAAAAAGGGGGCCUCUAACCUCAUUCCUAUAGAAGGGAGAGAUGACAUGUUGGACAUGGAGAUUGAUGCGUACAUCCACUGUGCGAGUGCCUUCAUAAAACUGGCCCAAAGCGAGUACCAGCUACUAACUGAAAUCAUCCCGGAGCAUCACCAGAAGAAGACAUUUGAUUCCCUUAUUCAGGAGUCUUUAGACAACUUGAUGAUUGAAGGGGAUAACAUUGUUUCUGCAGCCCGGAAGGCCAUUAUACGUCAUGAUUACUCAGCUGUGCUGACUAUCUUCCCCAUCCUAAGGCACUUAAAGCAGACAAAGCCAGAAUUUGAUCAGGUUUUGCAGGGUACUGCAGCCAGCACUAAGAACAAGUUACCAAGCCUCAUAACCUCAAUGGAGACAACGGGAGCCAAGGCUCUGGAAGAUUUUGCAGAUAAUAUAAAGAACAAUCCAGAUAAAGAAUAUAAUAUGCCAAAAGAUGGGACGGUUCAUGAACUCACCAGCAAUGCCAUUCUCUUCCUGCAGCAAUUGCUGGAUUUUCAAGAGACUGCAGGCGCCAUGCUGGCCUCCCAAGAGACUAGCUCUUCAGCCAGUAGCUACAGUUCAGAGUUCAGUAGACGGCUACUGAGCACCUACAUCUGCAAAGUUUUGGGCAACUUACAACUAAACCUUCUCAGUAAAUCCAAAGUUUAUGAGGACCCAGCAUUAAGUGCCAUCUUCCUGCUUAACAACUACAAUUACAUUCUCAAGUCCCUUGAAAAGUCUGAACUAAUCCAGUUGGUCGCUGUGACACAGAAGACAGCAGAAAGAUCUUACAGGGAACACAUUGAGCAGCAGAUUCUGACAUACCAGCGCAGCUGGUUAAAAGUAACAGAUUAUAUCUCGGAUAAAAACUUACCCGUCUUCCAACCUGGAGUCAAGCUCAAAGACAAGGAGAGGCAAGUGAUCAAGGAGCGUUUCAAGGGUUUUAAUGAUGGCCUGGAGGAGCUGUGUAAAAUCCAGAAGGCGUGGGCCAUCCCUGACAUGGAACAGAGGGACAAUAUUCGGCAGGCCCAGAAAAGCAUUGUGGAAGAGACCUAUGCCGCCUUCCUCAGCAGGUAUGGUAGUGUACCCUUUACUAAGAAUCCUGAAAAAUACAUUAAAUACCGAGUUGAGCAAGUGGGUGAGAUGAUUGAAAAGCUCUUUGACACAUCAGCCUGAUCUUCUCGCCUGCAUAUUGAUGGUUUCCUAGUCCUCUUUUCCAGACUCUUGUGAAAGCCAUGGGUUAAACUUGUAUUUAUGAAAUGUAUAAACUUCUAAGAACAGAA